Messenger RNA from Diorhabda carinulata, 3521 nucleotides. RefSeq names its product O-glucosyltransferase rumi homolog. Gene Ontology annotation, biological process: positive regulation of Notch signaling pathway; protein O-linked glycosylation. Gene Ontology annotation, cellular component: endomembrane system. NCBI's taxonomy places the organism in Eukaryota, Metazoa, Arthropoda, Insecta, Coleoptera, Chrysomelidae. The coding region runs from base 131 to 1345 and encodes 404 amino acids. The record is from RefSeq and is a predicted model, not a curated record. Gene Ontology annotation, molecular function: UDP-glucosyltransferase activity; UDP-xylosyltransferase activity. The transcript is spliced from 5 exons.
AUACUUGGCAAAAAAUUUUCGGCAUAGGUUGCAGAACAACUCUAUGGUUGACAGGAAAUUCGAACCAUAACCUAUAUAAAAUAUUAGCAUAUAAUAAGCAAAUAUUAUAUGCACGGAUAAUAAAUAAGGAAUGAGAGGAUUAGCAAGAAUAUGCAGUAUAUUAUUGAUGAUUUUUGAAGUAAUUAGUUGCAGCAAUUCCAAUAAUACUUGUGCCAGCAACAGAGAAAAUGACUGUAAUUUUGUUAAAAUCAAUAAAUAUUCUCAGAAUGCAUACUUAAAAUACCAUAAAUUUUUAACAUUAGUUGAUGAAGCUAAAGGAAAAUAUAAAUCAUGUGAACCUACUAAAUGCUCCUGUUUUACUUCUGUAAUUUCUGAAGACCUAGAACCAUUUAAGAAUGGAAUAACAAAAUCAAUGCUACAGGAAAUAAAAACAAAAGGUACCAAGUAUCAAAUAAUUAACCAUCAACUAUACCGUGAUGAAUCAUGCAUGUUUCCUGCAAGAUGCCAUGGCAUUGAACAUUUUUUACUUGAACUUCUUCCUAAAUUAGAAGAUGUGGAGUUUAUAGUGAAUACGAGAGAUUGGCCUCAGUUACACAAACGUUUGGGAUUAAUAGCUCCUAUAUUUUCAUUCAGCAAGACAUCUGAUUAUUAUGAUAUAAUGUAUCCAGCAUGGUCAUUCUGGGAAGGAGGACCAGCGAUUAGUUUAUAUCCAAGGGGAAUAGGAAGAUGGGAUCUGCACAGAAAAAAAUUGGGGAAAAUUGGUAAUAGCACUAAAUGGUCAGAUAAGAUACCAAAAGCAUUUUUCAGGGGUUCAAGGACGAGCUCAGAAAGAGAUCCUCUAGUACUUUUAUCUAGAGAAAAACCAGAUAUUGUUGAUGCUUCUUACACUAAAAAUCAAGCUUGGAAAUCAGAUGCAGAUACUCUUCAUGCCCCACCUGCUAAGGAAGUAUCAUUUGAAGAGCAUUGCCAGUACAAGUAUCUCUUCAACUUUCGAGGAGUUGCAGCUAGUUUUCGUUUCAAGCACAUGUUUUUAUGUAAAUCUCUAGUGUUCCAUGUAGGGGAAGAAUGGCAAGAAUUCUUCUAUCAGUCUCUCAAACCGUGGUUUCAUUACAUCCCUAUAAGAGCAAAUGCAAACAAAGAAGAAAUUCAGGAACUACUAGACUUUGCUGUUAACAAUGAUGAAGUUGCUAAAGAAAUAGCUGAGAAUGGUUACAACUUUAUUUGGAAUCACCUUAAAUUAUCAGAUGUACGAUGCUAUUGGAAAAAAUUGAUCAAAAAGUACACCAAAUUGUUAAAGUAUAAGCCAAUCCUUGAUAACACUUUAAUCGAGAUUAAGGAAAAGUAAUAUUUUGAUUUGUGGUCAUUCAAUAGUUUGUUUUAUAAAAAUAAAGCAAUUUGCAUAAAGCAAAACUAGAAAAUGUUGGUAUUAAAAUGAAAAUUCAGGUUUAUCUCCAUAAAGGAUAAUUCUAAAUGUAAUGUCUGAAUCUCCUUUCUUUUAUCAUAUUUAUAAGUAGUCAAAACAAAAUCUCAACAAACCAAUUACUAUAUGGUGUAGUCAUUUUCAGUUAUAUCGCGCGUUUUUCAGAUUUUUAGGCUUCUAAAAAGAUUUCUAUGUGAUUUUAGUUUCUUGAGCUUUGUUCUAUGGUUCAUUCUAAAGUGGAAUCUUUAAUCUCCUGGUUGUUGGUUAGGGGUAGUAUUUGUUCUUGGUUGGAGCGUUGACCGGAAUUUCUACAUUGAUUUUGAAACUUUAAGGACAGUGGCUGUUGCAUGAUGUGAUUUUUUGUUUCAUUGAUUUUAUUCUUCUCGUUUUAAGCUAUUUAAUAGAAAAUAGGUGAUCUCAUAUGUUCUUUUUGACAGAAUAUAUAAAUGUGUGUGUUUUUGAUGUCCGCCCUAUUUAGAAAUUUUAGUCUCUUGUUAAGAUACUAAGAAAUGAAGUUUGUGAAAAUUAAUUUACAUUGUAAAAUUAAAGUUUUAUUAACAUGACAAAAUUAAUUUAGUAAUUUAAUGAGACAAUUGGAUACUGUUAGAUAUCCGCUUUAAUGAGAUACAUGUGAUUUUUAAUUAUAUUUUAUUAAUAUGAUAUAAAAUAAUAUCAAUAUGAAGUUACAUUCACAGUAUUAUUUUGUACUAAUACACUAAAUUCUUAUGACUAACCCUUAACUUUAAUUUUUAAUGAAUUUAUGACAAUAAUAUAUAAUAAUCAUUGAGGGUAAUUGUGACAAUAAUAUCAUUAAGGGUAAUUUUGACAAUAAUGUAGAAUGUAAGUUUGGUUAAUAUAUGAAACUAUGUUAAAUAAAUGUUUAUAUGCAUGUUAUAUUCUACCUUCUAAUAUAAGAAAAUAUGUGGAUCCCCAAUAAAACAUGAUAAGUUAGAUAUAAUGUAAUUAUGUAUUUAUUCAUCUGUGUGUUGAUUUUUUCUUGAUCCAAAAUGUACUAAAAUGUCUGUUUAUUAGGCAAAGUGAUUGUAAAUAUAGCGAAUGUACUCUAAUAAUUUCAUUACUUGUGUUCAGCUGUGAAGAAAAAGAUGCAAUUUGUAUCUUUAAUUGGGUGUCAGAAAAUUAUAGUAUAUACAACAAAAGGUCCUUCCUCCCUGCAAUAAUUUGAAUUUACUCGAAUUGUAUUUCUACUUUAAAAUUCACCUCAAUUGUCUAUUAACUAGGUGACUGGAGCUAAAAACAUGUAUGAACCUGCGAUAUACUUUAAAAAAACAUCAAGUCUUUCAAUGUAAUUUAUAAAUAAAAUAUUUCUCAACAUAAAUAGUGAAUAGAAACAAGGAUUUCUCUCUGGAUCAUUGUUGGUAAGGAUAAGGACUAAAUACCACCUAUAUGUAUUUUUAUAUAACGCUUCAUUGCAACCCAGUGUUGAGUAAGAGCAUUGUAUAAACAAUAGGAUAGUAGAUUAACCUUAUGAGGAUAUCAUUUAACGAGGUGGACGCCACCAAUAGAUGGCAGUGGAGAGUUGGCGUCCAAGCACGUCUUUUCUUACUGUACGUCGUAGCUUGAAUUACGUGUUUUCUUAGCUUUGGCUACCGAAUUACCCCAAUAACAGAUGGCGCCAAAAUGAUUUACAAUAUUAUAUUCAACCCUUAAGUUGUGUUAUAAAGUUUCUUAUUUCAACCAAUGUAAUGUCCCUCCAUAAUAUAAUCACCAUUUGUGUCCAUUGUUCAUUUUUGUUCUAGUAUCUAUUAAGAGUAAGAAUAUAGUAAUGCCAUAUACCAUCUUACGAUUAAUGUAUAGUUUCAAUUUUAUUAUAUAUAUUGUAAAAAACUUAUAAAAAAUCCUGGACAAGAGCAAUUUAUAUUUUCAACUGUAGUAGUUGGUGUCUUUUUUGUAACGUUAUAACUAUAUUAAAUAUGACGCCUUGGAUAUAUUUUUAAUGGUAUAUAUUUUUUGUAUUGCACUUAAAUAGGUUAUAAUUUCAAAAAUAUAUGACUCAUGCUUGAUUUACCUGUAACAGACUUGUGAAUAAAAUCAAUUUGUUAAAUUAGUACCUGUAGUAAAAUAAAUAUAUUUAACUCGACAA